This is a messenger RNA of Amoebophrya sp. A25, 8769 nucleotides long. NCBI's taxonomy places the organism in Eukaryota, Dinophyceae, Syndiniales, Amoebophryaceae. The record is from the annotation of a GenBank genome assembly.
CGCAGAUCCAUUGGAGCUGGUCGUCGGAAUAUGGAAUCAGCACGAGAGGCAGAUAGACAGCUAGCCACCUUUGUGACCAAAGCGCCUGCUCAUAUCAUUUUCACGAUGGCAUCGCAUGCUAAUCCCAAGGCACCAGCAGAAUCUUCGAAAGGAAGAAGGACCUCUCAGGAUCUACUAGACGACCCAUUGCUGGUCCGUGCCCUGGAACGUCGAGGACUAGAACCGAGUCCGCUUCUUUUCCUCAGUGAUGUAAUCGACGUGGCCAAUAGAGACACAAUGCUACAUGCUCUGGCUCGUUCAUGCGAUUGGCACGCGUUCAGUAUUGUGGCGGCUCGAGGAGGCAACAUGUUAUGGUUGUUGGAGAUGGAGAAUUCAAAUUGAAUUGUCACUUUUGAUGUACUUUCCGAGCUAGAUCAUGUAGAUUCUUGUCAGAUUCCUUAUAAAUAUUAUAAUAUUGGCAGUCUAGCUUAUGUGAUCGAACGCCACCCUUCCUACUCCUCAUAAUCUAUCCUACCGGCGUCCAUGGGUAAGGAACUUCAGUGCUCGACCUAAUAUUGUCGUAGCUUAAUUGGCUAGCAAGCCAGUCGUGAGCAGAGAUGACCACUGCACCCUCCCCAGUCAAAUACUAAGAUCUCCUCGUAUAAAUGCUAUCCUUUACUCAGUCAAGCUUCGCGUUUUACAUGGGCGACCAUCGUCUACGCGAUGUUUUUUGUUUGGGUAGGAUCACUUGCUUGACUUUCGGGUAGUGUUUAAUUGAGCUCUGGUUAUACCGGAGUCUAGUCACGCCCUCGCUCAUAUAGGUCAUCGAGGCGUCAGGCCUCUAGUCCGUAAACCUAAAACUAAGCCGGUGGGGAGACCUUCUCGCAUUUACAGCGUCCUAAGAAAAAUAAGGGCGAUAAAGAUCUGACUUUAGCUAGCGUUCAGCUAGCCUUUUCUUGCAACUUAGUGUGUUCGACUUCGGAUUAGCUAGAGGACUUUAUGAAGGCUGGCGUGGUUUGGUCAUAAUGGCAGUCUAGCUUAUGUGAUCGAACGCCACCCUUCCUACUCCUCAUAAUCUAUCCUACCGGCGUCCAUGGGUAAGGAACUUCAGCGCUCGACCUAAUAUUGUCGUAACAGUAGCUAAUUUUUUCUUCCCGCCCACCACCCUCAAAAAUGGCUUCUCUAGCAUCUCUCCUCCAAGACGAGGCCCCGGAACUGGAAGCUCCGUGUCGCCCAGUGUCAACAACGAGGGAACAGCUCUCGAGUAUUAAAGUAUCUACCGGAGCUACACAAGGAUCCACAAUCGCACAACUAGCCCGGGACUCUCUUUUAACGGAGCACCAUCUCGAUGCAGUAACAGAAAAGUUCAUCAAGAAUAAUCACAUCAAAAAUAGUAACAGCACAGCAGUAGCAACGUAUAGACCGCUGUCCGCGGAACCGCAGGAGUUCGAUCUCUUCGAAGAAGAUCCCUUUGCCAUCAGAGAGGACAUAGCUUCUCAAGCCCUAGUCGCCGCCGACAACAUUAUAGCAGGACCAGUUGAAGACGAUAACGGCAGCGAAAUAACUAAGCGGAGGAAAUUCAGCAGAGCCUUAGAUGGGGACAGUAAUUCUCGUUCCACUCGCAUCAUCAGCGCUAGACGCGACGUUGGCUCGGCGCUACCGUGGGAUCGCGUGGUCCAAGCGAUUGCUGAAGAGGUGCGAAAGAACCCACCACCACCCACAGUACACCAGCCAGCUACCCCGCUCCAAGUUGCAGUCACCUCCGCUGAAAGCGCCGCUGCCUUGCCGUCCCUGACGCAACUUCGCUGGAACAGAUCAACAAUAGAAGCCUAUAAACGAGAAGGAAAGAAGUAUCGCCAAUUGAUGUCCGCUUGUUCGCUUUCCUCUCAGGCAACGCACGUUUCAGCGUACUCGAUGCGCCUGCUAGCCAGAGCCUUCGCCCUGUCAUCUGAAGCAGCGCAAAGUCGGGCAGUCUAUUUUUCUCAUAUUAAGAACCACUUAGCAGCAGAAGCGCCCCUCUCGCAAGCAGCCCUUCAAGCUUACAAAGAAGGUUUCGCGUUACUCGCAGGCCUCAAAACGACUUCGACUCAGGAGCAAGCUCUGAGGCUUACACAUAUUCUCGCCGCGGCCACGAUCAUCGAGCAGCAUCCGACAGUCAAAACUGGCCCGGACGGAAAUCAGGCAACCUUGGUGGAAUAUUUGAAUUUUAUUAUUGCAGCAUGGUUUUGCUUCCUGAGGCCCGACGACCAGCGUCAUACAAUCCGAAUUCUUACGGACUCCCGAGCGAUAUACCACAUCACAUCGAGUAAACGGGAUCAACACGGGCAGAAGGCUACCAUUGAGAUGGUGUGCUCUUGUGGAUGGGCACCCAUCACCGAGAAAGGUCUAGUAGUCGUCUGUCCCGUGCAUGCCUGCUCACAAGACGUUUGGGAGAAAAUAAAGCGUUGGACUUCAGCCGCCUCAACCAGCGCCCUGCACGAAGUCCUUCGCUGCGCCGGGCUGCCAGAAACCGAAGUGAAGCGAAAAGUGAAUAAUCGUUUCGCAUGGAAUAAUUAUUCCGUGCGAGUAGGAGGAGCAUGUGCAGCCAUAGAAAGUGGCCUACCCCUAGAAAAGUGCAAGCUUAUUGGUCGCUGGCAACAGAGUUCGACUUGCGAGCACUAUUGCAGGCAAGCUCUUCUACGACCAGCCUCUACUACUCUCAGAUGGCCUAUAAAAACGCCACACAUUUUUGGAAACUAAAGCAGUUUGCGCCUCUACCACUGCCUAGCAUCUGUUUCCCUUACCGUUGUGACAUUGCCCACGUUAUAUCACGAUGAACACCACAGUCACUCACCCUCUGACCUCAUGGCACAAAGUUAAGUUGUUUUGGCUCGAGUGUUACUAGCCAACGAGAGUGACCUCCGCUUGUGCUAUCCGUCCUUCCUCGGAUGAAAUUUUCAGUCAGUCUGUCUUGAGUUGUUACGUCUGUCCUCUACGAGAGCGCGGCUUCAUCACGGAGUCCGACGUGACUACGCUAGAGUGAGAGUGCGAGAAACGUCGCUAGCAGCGGUCUGCUUCCCAAAACCAUAGCAAAACAGCUUCCACCCCUCAUUCUCGUCAGGUGCAUGCUCUGAAUUUUAACCUCCCUCCCUUUGCUUUCGCUUCGGAGGUUGUCCUUUUAAAACUAAAAGUUUUCUUCUUGCAACUUUGUUUCCAUCUCUCUUGUCAUCGUGCGUCGUGCUCGAACUCAACUAGCUGUUAUAGUUAGCAACACUAGCAAGUCAUCUCAGCUAAGUCCCACAUACCAAAAUGGCCGAACUUCAAGCGCAAGUCGAUCAGCUCACUGCAGACCUGGCUGCAGCUAACGCGCAAAUCGUCGUUCUCAACGGAGCAGCCCAAAUCAACAACUUUCAGCAGGUGGCAGCGGAAGAAGGAGGGCUGGGCGUCCCGACCGAAGCUCAGAAGGAGCAGCUCUCCGCCGCCCUUACCAACUUGGACUAUGGCUGCUCUUCGAAAGAGUUUCUUUUUAUGCGCCGCUGCUUUAUGUCAGAGCGCAUGGAAGACUCCACGAUCACUCCCGCGGCGAUCACGUGGUCGCCGCUGUCGUACGUUGCCGCCUUGCGCGUGGUGGAAGUGCUAACGGACGACCAAGCUCGCACGCUCCAGAAGUUGGUCAUCAAAGAAGUCGCUGGUCCAUUGGGCUCCAGCAAGCAGAUCGCUAAUGAAGUUCAACUUGACCGCGCCGUCAUCUUUGGCAUCUUCUUCGAAACGGUCGCGAUCAUUCUGAAAAAGGAGAACAGACCCACCGUCGCGAACGAUCCCCCCGCCACGUUCUAUCAGCGCACCAUGCGCCGCGCUUUUGUGGUUAACCUCCCGGUCUUCUUCAAGCAGAAAUUGGACACCAAGAAGACGAUGGUCCGCGAACUCGCGGAAAUCAAGAAAGCCAGCGCAGCGGAAAUGGAGAUUACGCUGCGCACGCUGCGUGCCGAAAUCGCGACUCUCAAACGCGCGCAGCCUAUUAACAACACCGAUAAGGAAGCUUUGAAGAGUCGCCGCCCGAACAGCAACCCGUCAGCCAAGGUGUGCCUAAAGUGGAUGAAAGGUGAAUGCCGUGACAAGAAGUGCGAAGCUGCGCAUGAAGGCGAUUUAAGCAAGCUGGCUUUCCUCAACACGCGCUUCAAACUGAAGCUCGAUAACAAGAAGCUGACAGAACUCGCAGCACAGGAGAAAUAGGACGAAAAACUUUAAUUCGAGAGGGGACUGCCCGUCGAGGUCCAGAAGCAGUUCGCGAGCAGUCCGUGACCUCGUCGCGAUCUUUCGGAGAGAAGCAAGCCUUCGCUCCCUUGCAUGGACAUGAUUUAUCCCUAGCCCUGAGGAGAAGGAUCAUAUAUUUUUUAAUGACUCAGGCUACUCCUUUUCUACUCGUGGUUUCGUCUUUUCUUCUUCUAUUACUAUAUGUCGCUAGACCGUUACUACCUCGCUCCGGGUUGCGGCACUCUAUUCGUGAACUAAUCAAUCUUUUACUUGAACAUCUUGUCUGGCUCCUUUUUUCUUCUGGCUUAGGCAUACGGACUUGAUUUCUAUUUACAUCACGUAUUGGCUUUUUUUUUUUUUUUUAUAAUUCAUGACUUACUUUUAACGAAUCCACUGAUUCAGGGUCUGUCACUAAAGGAGACGUCCUUUGGCGGCGAGCAUCGCUAGCGAGCCCGCGCAACUCGCAACAUGCGAUGGUCAUCAGACUUUCCAUAUGACCCAAGUUCUUUUUUUUAUAUAUGUCGCGUCUAGCUGCAGGAGAUGCUGCAGCUGGGCGCCGAAGUAGACGAGAGUGGGGAUAUUUGCGAGACACAGCGGAGGCGGAUCAUGAACCGCCGCACAACUAGAUCGACGCACUUGUUCAAGUCACGAGCAGCAGCCAUAACACAUCGCCGCAACUAGCACGAGCCGCAACGAGAGGAGAUCAAAGAUCAUAUCUUCUGUCCAACAUGAGGGUCGUUGCAUCUGUGAACUAGCCGAGGCGCGCGCUAUCCUCGUAGCGUCUCCUGUCGUUCAUUGGUCCGCUCUUACGCUUUUCAAGCGUAUGCCCUAUGUAUCGCCGCACUUACUUAUCCAAUCCAAAGCCUCUCAGCUCCAGACCUCGCAGCGCGUUUCAAGGAAAUCCCCACACCAAGGAGCCCCUUUUUUCUCUUUUUGUUUAUUCAACCGUCGGAAGCGUCUCCGCACAUAUACAUCAUAGCAGAUAGAUAACUUAUUGAGGUCGCCGGAUUAUAAGCAAGUCGCCAUGAGCACCAGCAACGGCCCGGAAAUUAGCGCCGAGUGCAGCUCAGCGCCGAAUUUCCGCGUGGUUCAUGAACAGGAAAAAUCGCGGCAGUGGGGCGCUCCGCACUGCUAUCCAGACUACAUGGAUCAAGCCAUCGAGUACCUUAAGACAUCCAGCCCGCAGGAUAUCUUCGUCAAGAAUCAGCGCCUUGCUUUAUGGCUAUUAAAUCUAGCAGACGCUACAGCAGCAGCCGAAGAAGAGACACGAACUAACAUGGCCGCGCAUCUCCGCGACCUGUACACGGGGAAGCGCUUCACGAUGUUAAAAGUCUUGUUGGAAACGGCAGUGGCAGCGCACUCAUCCCUUUUCCGACGAAAGCGCGAGAUUUUAUCGAUAGUCAAGAAAUUGACGGAGGGUUUUCCCAUGACAGGAGCGGUCCUGCCAUCCGGUUUCUGGAACCCCCUACCUCCGAAAAAAUUAGAACUGCGCCUACGAGAAGAAGCACAAGCUCGAGCGCGCACCCCUCGCACGCCAACGAGGCAUUGGGCUUCAUCCGCCCAAGUUCUAGAAAUGUGGCGACAGAAAAAAGAGAUGGUUGAGUCAGGUCGUUGGGUUGUCGGCGAUCCGGCAGACUUAUCUGAAGUUGGAGCCAGUAUGGCUUUCCCCGUUACAAGAAACGCUAAAGUCCGCUGCUGCAUUGACUUUCGUCACCAAAAUGCUCUCAUGGAAGUUUCCGAAAAAAUGCGGCUAGUCGGGGCGCGGUCGUCCAUCCAAAUUAUGGAGCGCUGCGUCUCCACGCAGCGGCGGCCGCCAUCAAUGAUGAGGUUCAAAAACGACAUUCAGCACGAAAUCACCGAGCAGCGCGACCUGCUGAGAAUAGCCGAGGAAAACGAGAGCUGUCGCCGCGAGAUCGCCCAGAGAAUGCAGCAGCAGCCGCACACCAACGAUAACGGAGCAUCUUACAGCUUCGUACCUUCAUCCGCCAAGCGGGACUUGCGUCAGUUUUAUUAUCAAUGUGGCGUCAAGUCUCCCACGGAGAACGGGAUCUGGUUCCCCGUGCCAGUACUCAAAGACAUCCAAGCAGCAACAGCCACAACUUGUUCUAGCUCUUCGACGAAGCGAAGUUUCCAGCUCAUCUAUAGCGCGUGCGCAUUAUUCGGCAGCAUCUCUAGCGUCUAUGAUUGCGUAGCCGUCUCCGAGUGUCUCAUGGCCAUUUUCUGCCUCUCUCUUUACACCUUGUCGUCUAUAUAUAUAGACGACAUUCAUACUUUCUCCAGGCCAGAGACACUUGAGAGCGACGGCGCUCUCGUAGACCUAGCCUUAGGCCUGAUGGGUUGGUGGCAAUCAUCCGAAAAGCUCGAAAGUCAUUCGAGCUCGCAGAAAGUACUAGUAGUUUUGGGAGUCGCCUACAGAAUCACCAUCAAAGACUCCAUCCUCGUCUCGAUUGACAGCAUCAAGAUUGCAGAGGCGGCACGAUUAGGGCGUAAACUCGCGACCGACCUGGCCGCCCGUCAGUUGGAGUACAAGGAGCUCUUGUCUUUUCGCGGCCUUUUUAGGCACGUCGCGCAAUUAGAUCGCUCCGCCACCAGCUUAGCUAAGCCGCUUGACGAAUGGGCCGAUCUUUCCUGGUUCCAGAAGCGUAUCCGAAAGAAAGCGCUGAGGCAGACUCUCCUCGCACAGCUCCAGCUGAUGGUCUCCGUUCUCCCUUUCGUCGCGACAUACGAGAUUUCGGCGGCGCGCUCAGACAAGGAGAUCGCACACCUGUACACAGACGCCGCCGCCUGGGAGAGCACAGCGGGCCUCCACAUAGGGGGCAUACUUUUUACAUCCCAGGCUAAACCGCUCGCUUUCCGGUGCCAAGUCCCACUAGAACUCAUUCCAGCGGGCGUGCGGCACCACAUCGGCGUCGGAGAAAUGCUCGCCGUUCACGUCGCCCUUCAGGCUUUUGAAACAUGGAUCGGUCGACGCUUGCUCAUUUGCCACGUCGAUAAUUUGGGCGUCGUUUUCUCCUGCACCCGCAACUCAUCUCGUUGCCCCAGUUGCCAGCAGAUCGCCGCAGCGAUACAUCACCGAAUGAAGAGGACCCCCGCGGACAUUUUCUACACCUGGAUAGCAACAUCCAGGAACCUAGCCGACCCGUUGACUAGAUUGGAGAUAGUCAGAACUUUGACCAACCACUUCAAGUGCAGAUUUCUAAACAGUGACAUCAUUCUAUCCAUAAUCGCCUCCCCAUCCACUUGGGGAGUCUCCCAAUCAGAAACAUGAAUAAGCAUUUCACAUGUCCACAAAUAGACUUUAUCUUUUUCGUCCUAGCUGACUAGAUCAGUGAAAACUAAAUGAGAGUCGGCUCCCCCCCCCGGAUCACUUGCUUGACUUUCGGGUAGUGUUUAAUUGAGCUCUGGUUAUACCGGAGUCUAGUCACGCCCUCGCUCAUAUAGGUCAUCGAGGCGUCAGGCCUCUAGUCCGUAAACCUAAAACUAAGCCGGUGGGGAGACCUUCUCGCAUUUACAGCGUCCUAAGAAAAAUAAGGGCGAUAAAGAUCUGACUUUAGCUAGCGUUCAGCUAGCCUUUUCUUGCAACUUAGUGUGUUCGACUUCGGAUUAGCUAGAGGACUUUAUGAAGGCUGGCGUGGUUUGGUCAUAAAGCUAACAAGUAGUAGAGUAGUAGUUUCAUGGUUACUUAGACAUUCAGUUUCAGAUCUGACCUUGUGUAGCUGUCGCGUUCACCUUCCUCUCUUGCUCUAACGUCAGACGCGGAAAAUUACAGGGGAGAAACACCUCGAGAAAUGCAACGUCAUGCGGCAUUGGCCACUGGGGAACAGGUCAGCGGCAGCUGCGGUAGAUUGUUAGCGCAGAAGAAGAUGGACGGCAGAGUUGUAUCUUACAGUUUGUUAAACGACCCAAAGGAUUGAAAUUGAAGAAUUCUUGCAUCUUCAUAGUAUUAAUAGAAUCAAAAAUCUGCAUCAUAAACAUAAUGUCAAGAAUCAGAUCAAUCAGAGCAGCAAGGACUCUCCUUGAAAUGUGACUGCAGGGAGGUGGAGUGAACAGUGAUUGAAAACUGGAAUCAAUUAUUUUUGAGAAACUUAUGCAAACUCCUGACGAAUAUUUUGGACAAAGACAAUCUUCUUUGAAGUAUUGAAUUAGAGUUGUCCUUUUUUUUUCGUUUUAAAACAGUUGAUGACCCUUUCCCUUUCGAACCUUUGUUGAAGAAUCAAAAGCAAAAGGCGCACUCCUUUCCACAUCCUACUCCGAAGGCAAUAAAUAACCUACCGAAAACCCUUCAUAUGCAGCAACACCUAUGUAUGUAUUCAUUUGAAGACUUAUUAGAUAAUUUGGAAGUACUUAUAGAACUACUUAGUCGAAGUCGUAAACGUAAUCAAAGAGCACAGACGCAUACUCAAUGUCGUCAAUAAUUGAAAGUCCUAAGCAGGGACGAAUUCAAAAAGCCUCAGAGUAGAAACCCAUCUUUUAUCACCGAAAGCCUGCGCAUGAACUUUGAAGAUGAAAAGGUUCGCUUCUCCUUCUUACACUCCCAUUUGCAAUCAAGCACCUGCC